Molecule: messenger RNA, 669 nt
Organism: Oryza brachyantha (malo sina)
Lineage: Eukaryota; Viridiplantae; Streptophyta; Magnoliopsida; Poales; Poaceae
Product: putative invertase inhibitor
Exons: 1
Coding region: 17-604 (195 amino acids)
Molecular function (GO): enzyme inhibitor activity
Source: RefSeq, a predicted model, not a curated record
CAAAAACCCAGUCGCCAUGACGACAAUGGCGAUGGCCUCCUCCUCCUCUUUGCGUAGCGCCACCGUCCCCUUCCUGCUCUUGCAGCUCCUCUUCGCCGCCGCCACCGCUCCGGCCGAGGCCACCGGCGGCAUCCUCCUGCCGUCGUGCAAGACCGUCGGCGGCGGGAGCACCUACUUCGACGUCCAGUUCUGCCUCGACGCCCUCGGCUCCGUCGGCGCGGGCGCCGACGCCAGGAGCUACCAGGACCUCGCCGCCGUCGCCGUCGGCCUCCUCGCGGCCAACGCCACCAGCACGUCGGCCAGGAUCGACGGCUUGCUCCGCGGCGGCGUCGGGAUCAGGAAGGUGGACGCCGCCACGGCGCGGUGCCUGCGGUCGUGCCGGGCGCUGUACGCGGGCGUAGCGCGGAGGCAGCCCGCCUGCGCCGCCGCGGUGAGGGGCCGCAGGUUCGGGGAGGCGAGGUCGUCGCUGGAGGAGUCGGCGGCCGCGGCGAGGGGGUGCGAGGACGGGUUCCGCAGGGGGAACGCCACGUCGCCGGUGACGGCGGAGAACGACGACGCCUUCAAGCUUGCCAAGCUUGGCGUGGCGCUGCUUGCUUUCGCUUGAGUUUUUUUUUUCUUUCGUUUUUCCCCACCUUUUCCCGUGUUACAGAGGAUACUCGCAUUACUGUU